Hippocampus zosterae (dwarf seahorse) is the source of this 2299-nucleotide messenger RNA. Its product is annotated as tandem C2 domains nuclear protein. Lineage: Eukaryota; Metazoa; Chordata; Actinopteri; Syngnathiformes; Syngnathidae. The transcript has 12 exons. The record is from RefSeq and is a predicted model, not a curated record. Gene Ontology annotation, cellular component: nucleus. The coding region runs from base 133 to 1509 and encodes 458 amino acids.
AGGAGGAGGAGCGUAAACCUUAGCCGCCCGCAUUUCUCGUCAUUCUACUGUUGACGUGACUGGCUUGGAGGCACACCAGCAAUUAUAAAAAGAAAAAUCUCUGUUCAAUGAAAGCAAGCAAGCAAACCAGGCAUGGAGUGCCUCAAAAACUGCUGCAAGAAGCUCACCAAAAAGCGAGAGAAGGAGCAGGAGGAGACAAAAGGUGUUGCCGUGCAGGUACCCGUCAACCCCAAACGAUUGGGGGUUCAGGAAGACUACCUCCUAUCCAAGAUGCCCCCUGACGGCAAAGAGGUCCCGUUUGUCUUGCCCACCUUGAAGGCAUCGUACGUGCAGCCCGGAGCCGCCUCUUCCCCUAACCUGCAGUACGGGAUGCCCGGUCCGACCCGCUGCGCGUACGCUCAGAGGAAGGCCGAGCUGCUGAACCCCCUGGCCGCUGCUUUUGCAUAUAGCUCAGAGUCCAGUCUGCAUACCGUCGCUGAAACCGCGGAUCCCGAGAGGACCUCGUCUACCCUCAAUUCCAGAGACUUUGAGCUCAACACAAGCUAUUCAGACUCUGGUGAGCGACUUAGUCGGUCCAUGAAUGAGCUCAGCACCACUCACAGUCCUGAAAUGAAGAACUUUGAUUCCAUGUCCAGUGUCCUGAGCACUCCGGCCUACAUCAGUGACUCGAGAAGCAGAGCAGAUUCUUUCUCACUGUUGGGUGACGAACUGGGGAGGUUGUGUGUCCGACUGAGCUACAAGGAGGACAUGGAGCAGGUGUGGAUCACGCUGGUCCAGUGUUCACAACUCAACUUGCCAGUGAAUAUAGCCCAAAAGACAAAGAUCCGAAUCAAAGGUGUCAUCACGCUUCCGAAACCGGUCAAGUUCCAGACUUCCAUCAAGGAAUACUGUCAGGAAAUAUCCUUCAUGGAGACGUUUGUCUUUGCGCUGAGCCUCCAGAGCCUCCGCGGCAGCGCCCUGCUGCUGAAGCUGCAGACGCAGGGGACCAAGAAGCGCACGGUGGCCAAGUGCGUCCUGUCGCUGCGGCCCCUCGGCCCGCAGGAUAUUGAGCAGUGGCAGCCCCUCAGAAGUCCAUGCAAGUUCUCCGGUCAAGGAUGCGAGCUGCAUCUGGCAACCUGCUUCCAGCCCGUCAGCAGACGCUUGCAAGUCCGAGUCCUCGCCGCCCAAAACCUACCGACUUCUGCCUCGGCCCUCCCGCCAGCCUACGCAGUGACCGUGCAGAUGCUGGGCUCCGCCGAGCCAGCGACCAAGAAGAAGACGCGAGCGCUCAAGGCCACCAGAGGGCAGUGUCAAUGGAACGACACCUUUCACUUGGAUCUGGACACUUUGGAACUGGCCGCAUGCGAGCUGUCAAUCAAACUCGUCAGCUGCGGCUCGGUCAAAAGGAAGCAGUGUGUCGGACAGGUCCAGCUGGGAUUAAACGGCCCCACCCAGGAAGCGGCGAAGCAGUGGAAGGACACCGUGGACCAUCCCGAGAAAGUAGUGGCGGCCUGGCAUACCGUGACUUAAAGUCGCCAUCUCUCUUUUUUGGGGGGCACAUGUGAAAUGCGAAACGUUGCGUUCGUGUUAUUGAUCGUUCUAAUCCCCCUAGUUGAAGAGAUUGAUUAGUUUAACACUUGACCACAUGUUGGUGGUUACUAAUUCACUGACUCAGAGUUGUAAAUUAUAGGUCGUUGCAGCUCACUUACAUUUCAUUCCAUGGUUGCUUGAAUAUUGUACGUAGUUCUUGUUGCUGAAACUUACUGAACGUUGUUUACAUUGGUGUUUGAGUAGCAUUCAAACCUUUGCUGACGUCAGCACUUAAAAAAAAAAGUGUAUUUAAUAUUUGUAUUAGCUUAGUGCAAUUAAGCGUGGGUGCGAUUGUGUUCUUAUCAAUCUGUUUGCAUCAUACGAGAGGAUACAGGCACGCCUUUUGGCGGGACUUUGACGGGAAAGUCACCUGUUGCCGGCCAUAAAGGUGACAGGAUACUUUGUCCUAAAAUAGGUCACCAAUGGCAAACUGAGAAAUAUCCAGGCCAUCCAGGCCAACAGCGAGAAAGGAAAAACAGUUCCUGUCGUUAAUCCCUCCCUGGCUCACUUUUAUGUAUUAGAUUCCAUAAGAGCGCCUAUUUUGGCGUCAUUUGAUGUUUUUGGGAAUGGCCAAACGAGAGUGACUUUAGACAAAAUGGUGGAGCGCCGGGACGACGGGUUCAUCACCACCAGAGAGGAUUCUCUGUUUCUUUCUUGCUUUUACCUGUUUUUGUCUCAAGAGUUGUGUCAUGUGUGAGUCAAUAAAGAAUGGAUUCAUUUGUUUUUCAAA